This is a messenger RNA of Raphanus sativus (radish), 673 nucleotides long. Its product is annotated as jacalin-related lectin 38-like. The transcript has a single exon. Gene Ontology annotation, molecular function: protein binding. The record is from RefSeq and is a predicted model, not a curated record. NCBI's taxonomy places the organism in Eukaryota, Viridiplantae, Streptophyta, Magnoliopsida, Brassicales, Brassicaceae. The annotation marks the transcript as partial.
AUGGUGGAACUUCCUUGGGAAUUGGAGGAAAAGAUACUCUCUCUGACUACAGCAAAGUCUCUCACUCGUUUCAGAUCUGUUUGCAAACGAUGGAACACUCUUUUCAAAGACGAACUUUUUGUCAACGAUCAUCUGUCUCGUUCUCGUCCACAAUUCAUCUUGUUAGUCGAAUCCAAGAUUUGUAUUGUGGAUGUUAAUCUUGAUGGUCAAUCUAUAGAGGUGCAUGACUUGCCCCAGUUUGAUCCGGGUUAUGGAGUUUUAUGCGACACGAAAGUUGAAUGUUGCGAUGGGUUAUUGAUGUUUUCUACAACUAGAGGGACAGGGAUAUGCAACCCAUGGUUGAGACUGAUUAGGUGGAACGAAUCCAUAUUAGAUAAACCCAGUGGGAUAGGAUAUGACAACAGUACACCCGACAAACAAUAUAAGAUUUUUAGUUCUUGUAGCUCUUACACUACAACUCUACAUGCUAAUAUCAUCGAGAUUGGAUCUGAUGCAAGUAAAUCUAAAACGUACGAGUUUGCAAUGGAGUUUUAUAGUAGGUCCAGUGUAUCCUUGAAUGGAACUUUGUAUUGGAUUGCCUAUAGUAGAGUGUGUUAUGAACAUUGUAUUCAAACCUUUGAGUUCUCUACAGAGAGAUUCGAAUUUUAUUGUAACUUGCCUACUAAACGAUCCA